ACAAAACCCGAAUAUCAACAAAACACCGCUUCGAUUCGAUUCGAACGAGUAUUUCACAUUUAUUGUUAAAAUUUUAACUCAUAUUCUGGUCUGUACAGGAAAUUGUAGGCAGUUCUCCUCAAAACAAUGGUAUCGACAAAGACCCAGGUGGAAGAACUGCAGGACUAUUUUAAAUCGCACAACAAAACACGAGAAGCGACCAAAGCUCAUACCGCUAAAGUUCACUCCGUUGGUUGGAAUUGUGAUGGACGCCGGUUGGCAUCCGGGUCGUUUGACAAAUCCGUCGUUAUUUUUACUCUAGAUCGUGAACGCUUGAAUAAAGAAAGUACUUAUCGAGGACACACGGGCUCAGUAGAUCAACUAUGCUGGCAUGCAUCGCUUCCGGAUUUGUUAAGUACUGCCAGCGGCGACAAGACUGUUCGAAUAUGGGACGCACGAGUCGGCAAAUGCGCCACGAUUAUAAAUACUAAAGGAGAAAAUAUCAAUAUUACAUGGUCACCGGAUGGAAACACUAUUGCAGUGGGGAAUAAGGAAGAUCUGGUGACAUUUAUUGAUGCCCGGAUGUAUAAGAUUCUGGCAGAAGAACAGUUCUCGUUUGAGGUCAACGAAAUCGCUUGGAGCAAUGGAAGUGAUUUGUUCUUUCUAACGAAUGGCCAAGGGUGUGUGCAUAUUUUGAACUACCCGGAUCUCAAUCUGCAACAAGUCCUGAAAGCACAUCCAAGUACGUGCAUAUGUAUUGAGUUUGAUCCCACGGGAAAAUACUUUGCUACCGGAUCAGCUGAUGCUUUAGUUUCCUUAUGGGAUGCCGAAGAACUGGCCUGCUUAAGAGUUUUUUCCCGGUUGGACUGGCCGGUAAGAACGAUUUCUUUCAGCCAUGAUGGUAAACUGCUUGCUUCGGCUAGCGAAGAUCUUAUUAUUGACAUCGGGGACACUGAAACGGGCGAAAAAGUGGCGGAUAUUUCGGUAGAUGCGGCCACAUUUACGGUCGCUUGGCAUCCAAAGCAAUACAUAUUGGCUUAUGCGUGUGACGAUAAGGAUACUAACGACCGACGACGUGACGCGGGUAGUUUGAAAGUCUGGGGUUUCACCGAAUAGUUAUGUAUUCCCUAAAUAAAUUAAUAAAACAUUUUUUCUCAAAUAAAA
Messenger RNA from Topomyia yanbarensis, 1143 nucleotides. RefSeq names its product THO complex subunit 3 (gene tex). Gene Ontology annotation, molecular function: protein binding. The transcript is spliced from 2 exons. Gene Ontology annotation, biological process: mRNA export from nucleus. The record is from RefSeq and is a predicted model, not a curated record. Lineage: Eukaryota; Metazoa; Arthropoda; Insecta; Diptera; Culicidae. Gene Ontology annotation, cellular component: THO complex part of transcription export complex. Bases 127 to 1095 code for a protein of 322 amino acids.